This is a messenger RNA of Adineta steineri, 1908 nucleotides long. NCBI's taxonomy places the organism in Eukaryota, Metazoa, Rotifera, Eurotatoria, Adinetida, Adinetidae. The record is from the annotation of a GenBank genome assembly.
AUGAAUAUGUCAACAAAAUCUCCUCGAGCUCAGAUUGAACAAAAAAAAAGAGAAGUAAUUCGUCAACUCAAAGAAGGAACUUUAACCACAACAAAAGAGCCACCAACUGGUUCUUCUGGUGAAUUUUGGUCAAAUUUAUUAAGAAUAAAGAAUUCAGAUAACGUUUAUGAACCAUUUGUACAAUGUACGGUUUGUACUCAGUUAUUAUCAUAUGAAGUAAAAAAUGGAACCAAUUCUUUAAAUUUACACGUACAAGGCUGUACGAAGAAAACAACAACAUAUCGAUCAACAUCAUCGAUUGAUAAAUAUUUAACAAAGGACAUUAGUAUUUCACAAGAUGAUAAAAGAUCAAUCACCAUUUCUUGCGCAAAAUAUUGCGCUUUCGAUAUUCGUUCGUUCAACAGUGUUCAUGGAGAUGGAUUUCAACAAUUAUGCCAAGCAUUAAUUGAUACUGGUUAUAAAUUUGGUUUGAACAAAUGUAGCAAACCAUCUGUCAAGAACUUACUUCCUGAUAGAACAAAUGUUUCUAGGACUAUUAAACAACUUGCAGAAGAAUAUCGAUUGAAAUUAAAGGAUAUUUUACGUGAAGAUUUGCAACAUGUGCGACUUAUUGGUUUAUCAACUGACUAUUGGAAAAACACCUACACAACUGACAACUAUUUGACGAUCAACAUACAUUACACAAAGAAUGAUCAUCCAGUUACAUUUAUGUUAGAAACUCGUUUAUUUGUAGGUGCAAAAACCGGUGAAAGUACAGUACGAGUUAUUAAAGCAGUAUUAAAUGCAUAUGGUAUUAAUCCUGAAGAGACUCAUAUAAUUUAUCUGACGGAUAAUGGGUCAAACUUUAUCUCUGGUCUUCAGUCAGAAGUUCAUCUUCGAUGUGUGUGUCAUUGUUUAAAUCUAGUUGUAAAGCAUUCACUUGAAGAAUGUCCUAAGAUAAAUGCAUUGAUCAAAGCUUCUGGUGAAUUAGUCACGCAUUUUAAACGUUGUGAAUUAAAUUGCAUGUUAACAACUACUUUGAAGCAACAAUGUGAUACUAGAUGGAAUACUGUAUAUGAUAUGUUGUAUUCUAUUGAAAAGAAUUUCAAAGAAAUAGAAUCUAUUCUCGUAGAAAGAAAAGAAUAUGGAGAUUAUAUAGAUCAAAUUGAUUAUGCAUUACUAAAAGGUAUUGGUGAUAUUUUAUUAACUUUCAAGAAAGCAAGUGAACAGUUGUCAUCUGAUCAAGAACCAACAUUACACUUAGUAUUACCAUGGACAACUAAAUUGAAAAAUGUUUGUGAAACUAAAAGUGCAGAUAAUGCAGUAAUCAAACAGUUAAAAAAAAAUAUUUUAACUCAUAUUGAACAAAGUAUGUGGUUAACACAAUUACACGAUAUUGCGACUUUUUUGCAUCCUGUCAGCAAAAAUCUUUUAUCAUACAGUCAAAAAGAACGUGAAGAAGUACAUAAAGCUACACGAACAAUGUUGAAAACGAUCAAAGCAGCUGAACCUAAUAAACAACAUAAAGAUGUUUAUGUCGUAGAUAAUGUUAGUACACCUGGAAAAACACCAAAACGAAUGAAAAAAAGUGAAUCAUGUCAAGAAGAUGUUCUCCAUGACUUUGCUCAAAACAAUGAGUCCGAAUCUGACGCGGAAGAGGAUAUUGAUGAAGUUGAACGAUAUAUCAAAGCCAAGGUUGUAUAUAUGCAUAAUGAAUCAUUAUUAGCAUGGUGGAAAAAAUGGUCGAUAAAUUACCCGCAACUUAGUCUAUUGGCGCGAUCAUUAUUAGGUGUACCAGCUAGUAGUGCAACUAGUGAACGAGUUUUCAGUACUAGUGGUCGAAUAUUAGAAGAAAGAAGACAAAAUUUAAAUGAAGAUGCUGUGAACGAUAUUUUGUUAUUAAGAAAUUUCAGAAAAUGCAUUGAAUAG